UACACGUAAAAGUAAACUCCAAGACUCACACAAGUAGUUCUGAUAUCUUUUUUUUUUUUAGUCAUGGCGGAGGAAUUUCAUGCGGGUGUUUGCGGCGGAGGAUGGUGGAAUAUGGAUUCAUCGAGAAGCGUGCUCGCCGGAGGCUCAGCCAUUACUAGUCAUGACAUGGGUUGGGGUUUGGAUUUGGUGGAUAUGAAAACUACAAGGUCUUGUCAUGAUCAAGACUCUAAUAAUUCGGCCUUGGCCGAUAGCUUUCAAACAUCUCAGAAACCUCAACAACAACAACAGACGGAUUCAGAUCACAGCGGUGGCAGCAGCAACAGUACAGUUUUGAUUGAUUCAACCUUGCAAGUGCUGGGUUUCGGGCUCCAAUCGUCCUCGGAUUGGAAUCGAGCUUUACUUAGUACUGGAGAAGACUCUUCCGUACUUAACAACUUCACGGCAAUGAAUCAAGAAUUCUGUUUAGACCAACAAAGACAGAAUUCUAUAAACACUCGGAGCAAUUGUACAACUUCUUGUGAAAGCUUGUCUGCUGGGUUUCCAGUGUCAGCCACUGCUUCUUAUGGCUACAAUUCAACAGUGAUACAAAGUUUGUUGUUUGAACCGGCAGAUGAUCCUCAAUCAGCACAUCAAUCUUUAUUCAACAAUUAUCCCAGCAAUUAUGGGACUGAUUUGAAUGAUCAAUUAAUGCCAGCUUCUUGGCCUCAAUUGUCUCCGAAUAAUUACUUGAAACCCUCAUUGCCGAAGCAGUUACAACCCACAAGCUUACACUUCACCAACAACAAGCCCUUUUUGGUUUCCUCGUCUGGGACUGCUUUAAAUGACGAAAAAGCUGCUAGAUUCUUUCAUUCAACUCAACAAGCACAAUUUCUUGGACCAUCAACAUUUGAGAAGAAACCCGAUUGUUCUACCCUCGCAACGACGGUAAAUGUUAAUAAAGGAAGCAGCAAUGAACCUGCAUUCAAGAGACCUCGAAUGGAGACACCAUCUCCAUUACCAACUUUUAAGGUGCGAAAAGAGAAGCUAGGGGACCGAAUAACUGCGCUUCAGCAAUUGGUUUCACCUUUCGGAAAGACAGAUACGGCAUCGGUUCUCCACGAAGCUAUUGACUACAUCAAGUUCCUUCACGAUCAAGUCAAUGUUUUAAGUACUCCUUAUAUGAAAAAUGGCCAUCCCAUUCAGCAAGUACAACAGUCUUUUGAUAAAUUGAACUCAUCAGAGGGGGUAAAGCAAGACCUAAAGAGUCGAGGACUUUGUUUGGUACCGAUUUCAAGCACAUUCCCAGUCUCCAAUGAAACUAGUGCUGAUUUUUGGACACCAACGUUUGGUGGAACUUUCAGGUAGAGACAAGACAAAGUUACAACUCUACCCAAUGGAAACUAUAUAUAUAUAUAUAUUGUUACAGAUAUCGAAAACCCAGAAAUCUUGUUUUGAUAACAUACAAGGUGGACAUUGCUGCACAAAAAGAAAGGGUAAUAAAGCAAACAAAUGAAAAAAGAGUGAGCUGGUUGGACCAGCUACAAAGCAAAAUGAUUAGCUAGGAAUAGCUCUUUGUAAUAACCUAAUUAAUUUUUUUUGUUAUUAUUUAUAGUUUUAAAUUUAAGGUGGGUUAGGGUUACUGGGUUAGGCACAGGAACAAGUGCUAAAUUCAGCGAAAUAAUUGAACAAUAUAGGACUUGUAUUUGUUGUUGUUAAUUAGGAGCUGAAUUUAGCAGAUUGGGAAAAAAAAAGGGGCCUUUUGUUCCUGUUACUUAAUUCUCUCCAUUUGUAUGUGUUUUCUACACUAAAUUAAGGGAUGCUGGCACCAUCUCCUUUUUGUAA
Molecule: messenger RNA, 1821 nt
Organism: Tripterygium wilfordii
Lineage: Eukaryota; Viridiplantae; Streptophyta; Magnoliopsida; Celastrales; Celastraceae
Product: transcription factor bHLH112-like
Exons: 7
Coding region: 64-1344 (426 amino acids)
Biological process (GO): regulation of transcription by RNA polymerase II
Cellular component (GO): nucleus
Molecular function (GO): RNA polymerase II cis-regulatory region sequence-specific DNA binding; protein dimerization activity; DNA-binding transcription factor activity, RNA polymerase II-specific
Source: RefSeq, a predicted model, not a curated record